GCCAAAGUCGAUUUAUUUACAAAAGUGAAGUUCCGUAGUGCGGGGGGACAUUAGCCGCAUUUUACCUCUGGCUUGUUGUCAGGGCUCAGGAUUUCAGACGCGCUCGUUACCUGCGAGUUAUCUCCCCCGAAGAACUUCAGUAAUUCGUCUCCUCGUUUUAGAUGCAACUAGUUUCGCGCUGAAGGAAAUCCGACAUGGAUUAUAAUAUACGGCGGCGUUUGAGAGCAUCAAGCAGGUGGAAGCUUAGAGAUGAACAGUUUGAAGCCAUUGCAACAGUCAUCUUAAGAGUACCAGGCUACUUUAUCCUCGAUUAUUGGUAUCAGAAUGAUAUCAACAACUGUAUUCCUCGAUCAUUUGCUUGGGCUGAUGUUGUGUCUUCAGGAUUUGCUAUAUUUGCGGUGAUCCAAGGUGUGUUGGUGCUGUUACUACCUCUGGAACAGCUGGUUAUGUUGUACAUGCACUACCUCACUAUAGCUGUUUUAGCAGCCGCUGACACCUUUUCAAAUUAUUAUAUUGAGGGGGAGAAACGCCUUGUCAGUCAGUGGCCAGACUAUGGCACAGUAAGCUUUCAGGGUUUCUCCAAUAUGUUGAUGCUUCAAAAAUCGCUUUUCGAUCCUCAUAAUGAUAUGGAAACACUCUUUUUGAGACAACAAGUUGCUGCAAUUGUAUUCCACACAUUAGUGGCAACAUUUGUAACUUUCUUCCUAGAUUUAGAUUGUAACAAAGACAAGAUCCUGUUGUUGGUUUACCUGGUUCCCGUAUUUGCACGACUGGCAGGUUUCCCAGUUACAGAACUUCAUUUGACACACAACUUUGCUUCGUGUUUUGUCAUUUUUUUAACAGUGCAGUAUAUAUUUCUUUGUGUUCCUCAUGUAUUUAGGUUUUUGAAAAAUAUGUAUACUUCGAUUGUAGAGAUGGUUGAGUUCUUUGGGCCAAUUGGUGUGGUUGUAACUAUUUGGAGUAGACUGUUUGUGCCUAUACAGCUUCUUUUGUUUUGGCUUGUGCUGUUUUCAACACAGCUAUACAACCAUUAUCUACCUUCAUAUAAUACUGCUGUUGCUCCUAAAUCAGGGUCACAUGCAGCAACUUCAAUAAGUGGUGUUGUGUCGGGGGUGUCAUCUCCAGUGGUAGGAAGGGCUGGAUCCUCAGUGUCAUCUGUUGGGAGUGGAGCUCCAGGUGAAAUGUGGUACCUGGUGAUUGUUCAAAGUGCAGCAGAGGUUUGUUACACUCCUCUUAUGUUGGCAGGGACGUGUGUUGCUGUUUCUUAUGCUUCACGAAUGAUAUUGUCCUUAACCAGGGCUUAUACAGCUGGACCUGGAGCAGCUCCCCUCCCCGAUGAUUUGGUCCAUUCAGGAUGGACUGAAGGGGUUACAAUGGCACUGUUAGCUGUACAGACCUCCUUACUUAGCAUGGAAAUGCGUGAACGUUUGGCAGUGUUCGCUAUUAUCUUGCUCAUUGUUGUAACGUCUUUAGUUCAGAGUAUGUAUGAACUAGUUGAGCCUGUAGUUCUUGCACUCAGUGCUCAAGGUGUUGCCUCUCUGUCAAGACAUGCUAGAGCAGUUUCUGCAUGUUUGCUGCUCUUAAUUCUUCCCUUGUACAUGGUGUAUAUGUUUACUCUCAUUUUUGAACAAGAUUUUUGGCUUUUGCUUGUUGUUUCUACAAGCAUUAUGACAUCUGUUCAAGUGUUAGGUCUUUUGGCUAUUUAUGUACUUCUUACAUGGGACGCUGUAUGUGCCCAGCCCUGGCCUGGUUUAGAUGACCUAGUAUAUUACACUAGAGCAACAACACGAGUUUUUGAAUUUAUAGUGGCUGUAUUUGUUGUGGGGGCAGGAGUGAAAGAAUGCAUAACAGGCAUGUGGUCAUGGAUUAAUGCUGUAGUUUUGCUUAUACAUUUUUACUUUAAUGUUUGGCAGCGUUUACAGCAAGGUUGGAAAAGUUUCUUGUCACGUUUGGAAGCUGCCAAGAAGAUAUCAGCUUUACCUGAAGCAUCUCCAGGACAGCUGGAAGCCUAUAAUGAUGUGUGCGCCAUAUGUUAUGCAGAUAUGACAUCAGCUCGAAUUACUCAUUGCUAUCAUUUCUUCCAUGGUCCAUGCCUUAGAAAGUGGUUAUAUGUGCAAGAUAAAUGCCCAAUGUGUCAUGCCCCCAUCACUUUGAAAGAGACUGACACCAUGCAAGAAGAAACACCAUCCUCUGAAGGGGAUUCGGUUGCUGGUGCCCCACCUUCUCCCGAUUCAAUAGAGAGAGAACUUGGAGCUAAUAUUCCUCUUCCUGAUGAUGGAGAUAAUGAAGAUCUUUCUCUCGUUAACACAGAUGACGAGGAUACGAGAGAUUCUGCAAAGGAAGAGGAAUUUUCAAAUGCAGAUGAUAUUAGAGAAGAGGUUGUAGAAGCACAAAGAAGUCAAAAUGUAUAGAAUACCAGGAUUUCCAGGUAGAUGCAGUAUGUUGUAGUGUUGCAUGAUAUCAUGCAGAAUAAUAUAGAGUCCAUCAGAAUUAUAGCUAACUUGUCAAAGAGCUGAUUCUGUUAUUAUUUUUUUAUAUUUACAUUGGGCAAUGGUACUCAUUUUGCCAUAAGUAAUGUCAGUGUAUUUAUUUUCAUACUACAGAAAUUACAUAAUUUUAAGGUAAUUUUUAUGGCAGUUGUAUUGUUAUAUAUUUUGAAAUCAGGCUGCUUACUCUUUUGACAUUUAAAGUUAUGUAAUUUUGUUGAUGUAGGGAAGGGUUUUAGAAAAUGUCUUAUAUUUUGGGGCUUGGUUUUUACAUAUCUUUAAGAGAAAGAUAAUAUGCUCAGAUGCAUUGUACUUGUAAAUGAAGAAUUGUAAUGAUCUAAGUUAGUCUCAUAUUCUUUUGUGAAGAUAAUUGAAAUUUUGUUUUACAUGAAUUAAACUAUUCUGGUAUAGUUGGGAAAUACUACUAGUGAAAUUUAAUGGAACAGUUGAAUGUGAAUGUAUUAUUCUUUACUUAUGUGAAGCUAUUUUCCUAUCUUUAUCUGCAUUCAGGCUUUUAGCUUAAUGUUUCAGGCAGUAGCUGUCACUGGUGAGUUAGUAUUUAUGGCUUGGUUUUGGUCAUGAGGGAGCUAAUAAGUGUUCAACUUUGUCAAUUUAGCAUAAGCGACUCAUUUCAAUUUCCUGUAUAGUUUAAAGUAUUUAGGAAGGAUGAAAGCAUACUUAUGUGACAGGUUCUCAUUUUUAAACAUGAGUUGUAAAUACAAAGUUUGAAAGUGAAUUAAUUGAGUUCCAGAAUAUGAACGAAGUGCAGUGUCUUGCAUGGAAUGUACAAAAUAUCCAGUGGUGUAGUAUUUAUGAUCAUCGUAUCAGAAUAAAUAACAUUGUGAAUCGAAAUAGAAUUAUAUAGUUACUUUACUACAGUAAAUAUUACCCUCCUUGUAAUGAAAUUAUAUUGGUUUUGGUGAGAGCUUUAAAAGAGGAAGAAACAGUUUCUCUUGUAGUGUUAAAUCGUUAUUAUAUUUUGUCAAAAUUACUCUAUGUAAUCAUCCUGUUUGUACUUAGCCAGUAUCAGAAACAAGGAGCAUGAGGUGAACAUUUCACACAAGUAUUAAAAAUGUAAAAUCAUCAGUGGUUGCAUGAAGGGACUGUAAUUUAAUUAACUUGUGCCAGUGUGUAGAAGCAAAAAACUUUUACAGUGCUUAAGAGAAGGUUGCCAAAAUUACAAUGGAGAGGAUGAGAAGAUUUUUUUCAGUAGUGGACCAGUAGUCCAAUGCAUAAUGAUGUUCAGGGUUUCAGCUUAGGACAAGGUUUCUUAGAAUGUAAUUGUAUGAAGAAAGUCUGUGCCAGUAAUGUACCAUAAGUUCAAGAGACUUUGGAAUAGAAGAGAUGCUUCAAGUAGAGAUUUCACAGACCGGUGCUCUGUUAUGUUUCCAGUGUCGGUGAAAAAGCAAUUGGGAUAUUGUGACGUUUCAAAAGGAAGGUAAUUUUGUGAGGGUGAGAGACUGUGAAUAGAAUAUGCGCUCUGAACAGGAGAACAAAACACACCUGUAAUACAGUGAUUGUAGAUUUGGUCUAGUUGUAAGUUGUUGUUUGAUGGUCAGAUGAGAAGAUAUGAAUUCUAACUGUACAUUUUUUCCUUAUUAUCUGCAGUAAAUUGGUUCCAAGCACCAGGGCAGAUGUGUGAAGAUAGCAAAUCCCAUCUCUGGGUGUGUCGUUAAGUAAGCUGUCCAUAAUUACAACUGGAGAUAUCUUGGAUGUACCGGUACCUUAUGGCUGGCUCAACAGGGUAGGCUCUUGGUGUAGCUGCAGCAGACCAUAGCGAUGACGCUGAUAUAGUACUAUUGGAAAGCAACUGCUCCUUGUUAAGACUAUAUCCUGUGAGGAUUGGAAGCGCUCUGGAUUUGCUUACCCAGACAACUAUAGAACUUAACUUGUAGACGCUGUGUGCGACCUGCUAUUUAAUUGUU
Messenger RNA from Macrobrachium nipponense, 4411 nucleotides. RefSeq names its product RING finger protein 145-like. The transcript is spliced from 7 exons. The record is from RefSeq and is a predicted model, not a curated record. The coding region runs from base 195 to 2411 and encodes 738 amino acids. Gene Ontology annotation, cellular component: endomembrane system; endoplasmic reticulum. Gene Ontology annotation, molecular function: zinc ion binding. NCBI's taxonomy places the organism in Eukaryota, Metazoa, Arthropoda, Malacostraca, Decapoda, Palaemonidae.